AUGGGAUUUAAAAAAUAUUCUGAAUUGAUUUCUCAUCUUCUUGUUGCUGAGCAACACAAUAAUCUUUUAAUGAGAAAUCAUGAAAGUCGACCUGCUGGCACUUUUCCAUUUCCAGAAGUGAAUGCUGUAAAUUUUUAUCCAACUAGGUGUGAAAGAAGUCCUGACCCCAGUUGUGGUCGUGGUCGAGGUCGAGGUCGUGAUCGUGGUCGUGGAAGGUAUUUUAAUCAGGGUGAUCGUCUUGCUAUAAACAAUAACCCUCAGCACCAGCAGUGCGAAAAUAAGGGGGAAGCUCAGCACCAACAGUGCAAAAAGAAAGGGGAAGCUCCUAAAGUAGCAUCAAAGACGAACUCUGAAAGUAAAUGCUAUCGAUGUGGAGGAAAGGGGCAAUGGUCGCAUACCUGUCGUACGCCAAAGUAUCUAGUAAAACUCUAUCAGGCGUCCCUUAAGAAAGCAGAAAAUGAUGAUUAG
This is a messenger RNA of Capsicum annuum, 468 nucleotides long. RefSeq lists its product as uncharacterized. NCBI's taxonomy places the organism in Eukaryota, Viridiplantae, Streptophyta, Magnoliopsida, Solanales, Solanaceae. The transcript has a single exon. The coding region runs from base 1 to 468 and encodes 155 amino acids. The record is from RefSeq and is a predicted model, not a curated record.